Adineta ricciae is the source of this 600-nucleotide messenger RNA. NCBI's taxonomy places the organism in Eukaryota, Metazoa, Rotifera, Eurotatoria, Adinetida, Adinetidae. The record is from the annotation of a GenBank genome assembly.
AUGAUGGAUGAACAUAUCGAUUCCAGCCGAAUCACAACGGAUCUUCGCUAUCGCUACGAAUAUCUAUCGAAAUUUCUCAAUUUUACACCUAACGAUAUCACCAUGUUAAAUUCAUUAGCACCACACGUGUUUCCACGCAUGCCAUUUAUUGUCGACACAGUUUACCGAAAGUUAUUCUCAUUCGAUGUAACGAAAACCUAUUUUGUUAUGCGCAACCAAGGCUUUGAGAAAUUUGCCAAUGGAAAAGAGCAUCAAAUUACCAUUGAUUCUGCUCAAAUGGCAUUUCGAAGAGAUAUGUUGACCAUGUACCUUAAACGUGUCCUAACUCAAGGCGAUUGGAAUGAUGCAUUUCUUCAAUAUUUAUCUCAAAUAGGCAAGAUACAUACGAACCAGGCCGAACACCUGCUAAUCGAUAUCGUGUGGACAGAAGAAAGUAUCGAUAGCGAAAGCAAACACGACAUGAUCAAGGCAGUGAACAAAUUAUUUUGGAUUCAAAAUGAUUUUUUUACUAUGCAUUAUCUCAAGACUGUCAAAGACCUUCCACCAACAACAAAUGUCACGGUUAAAGAGCCCAGAUGUUGUUUCAUAUUUAAUCCAUAA